This is a messenger RNA of Sugiyamaella lignohabitans, 1698 nucleotides long. RefSeq names its product histidine--tRNA ligase (gene HTS1). Gene Ontology annotation, molecular function: ATP binding; histidine-tRNA ligase activity. Gene Ontology annotation, cellular component: mitochondrion. Lineage: Eukaryota; Fungi; Ascomycota; Dipodascomycetes; Dipodascales; Trichomonascaceae. The record is from RefSeq and is a predicted model, not a curated record. The coding region runs from base 1 to 1698 and encodes 565 amino acids. The transcript has a single exon. Gene Ontology annotation, biological process: mitochondrial translation; histidyl-tRNA aminoacylation.
AUGAGAAGCUUCAACCGUAUAAAUAGCAUCAGACCUUAUUUUGAAUCAGGCUUAAAAUCAUCAAUUACCUCAGCCAGCAAAGUUUUAGCCGCUUAUCAGAUGUCUACAGAGUCAACAGCCCCAGUUGAGACUGCAGUCCCUGCAAAGGUCAGGGCCCCCAAGGCCCCAGCUGCUCCCCAGUUCACACUAAAAACCCCUAAAGGUACAAAGGACUGGGCUGACAAAGAUAUGACUAUUCGAUCGGCUAUUUUUGAGACCAUUACCAAAGUUUUCAAACGUCAUGGUGGUGUAACAAUUGACACUCCUGUUUUUGAGCUUAGAGAAAUUUUAUCUGGCAAGUAUGGUGAGGAUUCAAAGCUCAUUUAUAAUCUUGAGGACCAAGGUGGCGAGCUGACAUCUUUAAGAUAUGACCUCACAGUGCCUUUUGCAAGAUUUGUGGCAAUGAACGGCAUUCAAAAUAUUAAGAGAUACCACAUUGCUAAAGUGUAUAGAAGGGAUCAGCCUGCAAUGACUAAGGGCCGGAUGCGAGAAUUUUAUCAAUGUGAUUUUGAUAUUGCUGGUUCUUACGAGAAUAUGGUUGCAGACUCUGAAAUUUUGUCAAUUGCUGCCGAGGGUUUGACUGCUCUGGGAAUCGAGGACUUUACUAUCAAAGUCAACCAUCGAAAGAUUCUUGACGGUAUUUUCCAGCAUUGUGGUGUGAAGGAACAAGAUGUUAGAAAAGUUUCGAGCGCAGUUGAUAAGCUUGAUAAGGCCCCAUGGUCUGAAGUCAAGAAAGAAAUGGUCGUUGAAAAGGGACAACCAGAGGAAGUCGCUGACCGCAUUGGAGAGUAUGUGCUAAUCAAAGGAACUAUCAGUGAUGUAAUCAACAAGCUUAAAGCCGAUAGUGCACUGUCAAGCAACGCAUCAGCAGCUCAGGGAAUUGCGGAUAUGGAAACUGCUCUUCCUUACUUAGAAGCCUUUGGCGUCACCAAGCAUAUUUCGUUCGACCUUUCGUUGGCCCGUGGCUUAGACUAUUACACUGGUCUCAUUUACGAGGCUGUUACAGCUGCUUCUGCACCACCAGAGCCAUCAAGCAAAGAGGCUCAAUCUUCAAAUGCUAAUAAGAAAUCUAAGAAGGCGAAGAAACUGGAUGACGAUGAUGAUAACUCUGAAAAUGUAGGUGUCGGCUCAAUUCUUGCUGGAGGUCGUUAUGAUAACCUUGUGGGUAUGUUUGCGGGAACCAGCAAGAAAAAUGCUUCAAUUCCAUGUGUGGGCGUUUCUUUCGGUGUCGAACGUCUAUUUUCACUUAUCAAGGCACGCCCCGGUCUAUAUGAUAAUGCCAGAUCAACUUCAACUCAGGUGUUCCUAAUGGCAUUUGGAGGAGGUCCUACUUGGACUGGAUUUCUCAAUGAGCGCCUUUCAGUUGCUAAACUGCUUUGGGAUGGUGGUGUUGAAGCUGAAUUUAUGUAUAAAACAAAGCCUAAGACUCCGAAGCAGUUCGAGGCUGCUGAGAAGUCGGGUUGUCCAUUUGCUGUUAUUCUUGGCCAGGAAGAGUACCCCAAGGGCAUAGUCAAGGUAAAGGAAUUGGGAAUGGGAUCUGAUGCUGAUCAAGGUACCGAUGUUCCACUCGAGCAACUAGUUGACUUUGUGAAGGCCAAGAUUGCAGCUCGUAAUAACGGUAUAGACAGUGCUCUUCAACUUUUACGCUUAGAUAACUGA